Aspergillus steynii IBT 23096 is the source of this 906-nucleotide messenger RNA. RefSeq names its product Pfs domain protein. Lineage: Eukaryota; Fungi; Ascomycota; Eurotiomycetes; Eurotiales; Aspergillaceae. The transcript has a single exon. The annotation marks the transcript as partial. Gene Ontology annotation, molecular function: catalytic activity. The record is from RefSeq and is a predicted model, not a curated record. Gene Ontology annotation, biological process: nucleoside metabolic process.
UUAUCUUACACUGACUACACGGUCGGAUGGAUCUGUGCCCUGCCACUAGAGAUGGCGGCUUCCAGAGCCAUGAUGGAUGUGGUCCACGAAGAGCUCCCCGCGAAACCGAACGACCAUAAUGCAUACGCCUUCGGGCAGAUCGGUCCUCACAAUGUGGUGAUUGCAUGUUUACCCAAAGGGGAGUAUGGCAUAGCAUCCGCGGCGACGGUAGCUAUGCAGAUGCGGUAUAGUUUCCAUGCCAUCCGGUUUGGCUUGCUGGUGGGCAUCGGCGGUGGGAUCCCCAGUGAGUCUUACGACGUGCGCCUGGGCGAUGUUGUGGUCAGCAAGCCCACGGGGAUAUAUGGGGGUGUGAUCCAGUACGAUUAUGGGAAGGCCUAUAGUGGCCAUUUCGAGCACACAGGGACGAUGAACCGACCGCCUCAGGUCCUUCUGACUGCCCUGGCUAAGCUGGAGGCCAGCCACGAGAUGCAGCGAAGCAAGAUUAGCUGUCUCCUGGCCGAUAUGAGCCAGAGAAACCCCUUUAUGGAAGGCCGAUUUGCUCGUCCGGGGCCUUCGGACCACUUGUUUUCGAUCGACUACAUCCAUGAUGCAUCGGCACAAUCCUGUGAUCAAUGCGAUCUAGCAAGAACAGUCAAACGACCUGCUCGUAUUCAUAGAGACCCCGUGAUUCACUAUGGGUUGAUUGCUUCUGGGAAUCAGGUCGUUAAAGACAGUUGGCUCAGAGACCAAUUAAGGCAGAAGUUCGGGGCUCUAUGUGUAGAGAUGGAGGCUGCAGGGCUGAUGAACAAUUUCCCCUGCAUGGUGAUUCGUGGGAUCUGCGACUACGCAGAUUCGCAUAAGAAUAAAGAUUGGCAGAGGUUUGCGGCGGGAGUUGCGGCGGCCUAUACGAAAGAGCUCCUUCUAGUC